Molecule: messenger RNA, 12492 nt
Organism: Oncorhynchus kisutch (coho salmon)
Lineage: Eukaryota; Metazoa; Chordata; Actinopteri; Salmoniformes; Salmonidae
Product: neurobeachin
Exons: 61
Coding region: 307-9543 (3078 amino acids)
Biological process (GO): intracellular protein localization
Cellular component (GO): membrane; cytosol
Molecular function (GO): protein kinase binding
Source: RefSeq, a predicted model, not a curated record
UUCCCGCAGGCAGGGGGCAACAUGACCGAGCCAUAGCCCAGAGACCCUGCAGCGGUUGCGGCGCUGUUCAGCUUCAAUCUGUUCAGAUUACCAGAAGACGUCUGAAUACAGGGAAGGACACUGCUCGUUCUACCCUCAAUAAAUUGUUACCAGAUUGCGGUUCCUAUUCGGGCACGGCAGAGAGAGUGGAUGUAAACAAUAUAGGGGUUUCCCUUUCGUCAGGUUCUUCCAGAAUCUUCUAUUUUGUAUCCUAAUUAAUUGAUGCAGUUGAACAGCGAUUAAAGCAGGUGAUAUCGAUCUGGUUGAAUGGACACGACAAGUGAGAGGCCGGCGGUGAAGAUGCCGGGAGCUGUGUCUCUUUCGGACCGUGAAAUCCCCCCGGGUCAUGGGCAGCAAGGGUGCUCUGGUACCGGGAAAAUAAUGGUAUCAGGCUCGGGUUCCAUGGUUCUACCGGGCGGGAUAAUCAACCCGCAGGUGCCCAUCCGGAAUAUCAAGAUGAAAUUCGCGGUUCUGAUCGGAUUGAUCCAGGUGGGGGAGGUUAGCAACAGGGAUAUCGUGGAGACUGUGCUCAACCUGCUGGUGGGGGGCGAGUUUGACCUGGAGCAGAACUUCAUCAUAGCGGCAGCGGAGAGCCUGGGCUGUGUAGUAGAGCUGUUGGAGCACUGUGAUGUGACCUGCCAGGCUGAGGUGUGGUCCAUGUUCACAGCCAUCCUCAGGAAGAGUGUCCGCAACCUCCAGACCAGCACUGAGGUGGGCCUCAUAGAGCAGCUGCUGCUGAAGAUGAGCUCCGUUGACGACAUGAUCGCAGACCUGCUGGUGGAUAUGUUAGGAGUGCUGGCCAGCUACAGCAUCACAGUGAAGGAGCUCAAAUUGCUGUUCAGUAUGCUGAGGGGAGACCGAGAACUCUGGCCGAGGCAUGCGGUGAAGCUGCUGUCUGUUCUGAACCAGAUGCCUCAGAGACACGGUCCAGACACUUUCUUCAACUUCCCCGGACGCAGUGCUGCGGCCAUAGCGCUGCCUCCCAUUGCUAAGUGGCCUUACCAGAACGGCUUCACUCUCAACACCUGGUUCAGAAUGGACCCUCUAAACAACAUCAACGUAGACAAAGACAAACCAUAUCUCUACUGCUUUCGCACCAGUAAAGGAAUCGGCUACUCUGCACAUUUCGUGGGCAACUGUCUGAUCGUGACAUCGCUGAAGUCUAAAGGCAAAGGCUUCCAGCACUGUGUCAAAUAUGACUUUCAACCUCGGAAGUGGUACAUGAUCAGCAUCGUCCAUAUCUACAACCGCUGGAGGAACAGUGAGAUCCGUUGCUACGUCAAUGGUCAGCUGGUCUCCUAUGGCGACAUGGCCUGGCACGUCAACACCAGCGACAGUUAUGAUAAGUGCUUCCUGGGUUCGUCGGAGACAGCUGAUGCUAACAGGGUAUUCUGUGGUCAGCUGGGGGCCAUCUAUGUGUUCUCUGAGGCUCUCAACCCAGCUCAGAUAUUUGCCAUUCAUCAGCUGGGAGCGGGCUAUAAGAGUACGUUUAAGUUUAAGUCGGAGAGUGACAUCCACCUGGCAGAGCACCAUAAGCAGGUCCUGUAUGAUGGGAAGCUGGCCAGCUCCAUCUCCUUCACCUACAACGCCAAGGCUACAGACGCCCAGCUCUGCCUGGAGUCAUCGCCCAAGGAGAACGCCUCCAUCUUCGUCCACUCACCCCACGCCCUUAUGCUACAGGAUGUGAAGGCCAUAGUGACCCACUCCAUCCACAGUGCCAUCCACUCAAUAGGAGGGAUCCAGGUGCUGUUCCCUCUCUUCUCCCAGCUGGACUACCAUCAACCCAACGACCAGCACAACUACCAGCACCAUGAGACCCAGCUGGAGACUACCGUCUGUGCCACCCUCCUGGUGUUCCUGGUUGACCUGUUGAAGAGCUCAGUGGCGAUGCAGGAACAGAUGCUGGGAGGGAAAGGAUUCCUUGUAAUCGGGUUUCUGCUGGAGAAGUCCUCCAGGGUCCACAUCACUCGUGCGGUCCUGGAGCAGUUCCUGUCCUUCGCUAAGUACCUGGAUGGGUUAACCCAUGGAGCGCCACUCCUCAAACAGCUCUGUGACCACAUCCUGUUCAACGCAGCCAUCUGGAUACACACCCCCGCCAAGGUAAGCCCGACACCCCCCCACCAUGUGGUACAUGAUCAGCAUCGUCCAAUCUACAACCGCUGGAGGAACAGUGAGAUCCGUUGCUACGUCAAUGGUCAGCUGGUCUCCUAUGGCGACAUGGCCUGGCACGUCAACACCAGCGACAGUUAUGAUAAGUGCUUCCUGGGUUCGUCGGAGACAGCUGAUGCUAACAGGGUAUUCUGUGGUCAGCUGGGGGCCAUCUAUGUGUUCUCUGAGGCUCUCAACCCAGCUCAGAUAUUUGCCAUUCAUCAGCUGGGAGCGGGCUAUAAGAGUACGUUUAAGUUUAAGUCGGAGAGUGACAUCCACCUGGCAGAGCACCAUAAGCAGGUCCUGUAUGAUGGGAAGCUGGCCAGCUCCAUCUCCUUCACCUACAACGCCAAGGCUACAGACGCCCAGCUCUGCCUGGAGUCAUCGCCCAAGGAGAACGCCUCCAUCUUCGUCCACUCACCCCACGCCCUUAUGCUACAGGAUGUGAAGGCCAUAGUGACCCACUCCAUCCACAGUGCCAUCCACUCAAUAGGAGGGAUCCAGGUGCUGUUCCCUCUCUUCUCCCAGCUGGACUACCAUCAACCCAACGACCAGCACAACUACCAGCACCAUGAGACCCCAGCUGGAGACUACCGUCUGCCAGGGCUAAGCCUACUGGGUAGUGUAGUCCCAGCCCUGCCCUGGGUUAAGCCUGAUGGUGCCACCCUCCUGGUGUUCCUGGUUGACCUGUUGAAGAGCUCAGUGGCGAUGCAGGAACAGAUGCUGGGAGGGAAAGGAUUCCUUGUAAUCGGGUUUCUGCUGGAGAAGUCCUCCAGGGUCCACAUCACUCGUGCGGUCCUGGAGCAGUUCCUGUCCUUCGCUAAGUACCUGGAUGGGUUAACCCAUGGAGCGCCACUCCUCAAACAGCUCUGUGACCACAUCCUGUUCAACGCAGCCAUCUGGAUACACACCCCCGCCAAGCUUAAACUGUCAUCCAGGGUUACUGUCAAACAGGGUUACUGUGUUUGUGUGUGCGUGUUUGUGUCUGUCUACAGAAGGAAGGUUGAGAUCAUGCACACACACAGUCUCUUCACUCUCUUGGGGGAGAGGCUGAUGCUUCACACUAAUACUGUGUCAGUGACCAUCUACAACGCGCUGUACGAGAUCCUGACAGAGCAGGUGUGUACCCAGGUCGUCCACAAACCCCACCCUGAACCAGACUCUACAAUCAAGAUACAGAACCCCAUGAUCCUUAAGGUAGUAGCGACCCUGUUGAAGAGCUCGUCCCCCAGCGUUGAGCUGAUGGAGGUUCGACGUCUCUUCCUCUCAGACAUGAUCAAACUGUUCAGCAACAGCCGCGAAAACCGACGGUGUCUGCUGCAGUGUUCAGUAUGGCAGGACUGGAUGUUCAGUCUGGGCUAUAUCAACCCUAAAAACCCAGAGGAGCAGAAGAUGAUGGAGAUGGUCUAUAGCCUCUUCAGGAUCCUGCUCUACCAUGCCAUCAAGUAUGAGUGGGGAGGUUGGAGGGUCUGGGUGGAUACACUCUCCAUCGCUCACUCCAAGGUAACAUACGAGGCCCAUAAGGAGUACCUGGCUAAGAUGUAUGAGGACUACCAGCGUCAGGAAGAGGAGAACAUUAAGAAGGGGAGGAAGGGUCUGGUCAGCACCAUCUCAGGCCUGCAGGACCUCCAGGCCGGGGGCAUCCAGGGGAACAUGGAGAUCAGAGAGAUAGACUCCCAGACACAGACCCCGGAGAGCGAGGCUGACUACCCCGAGACCCCCGGCCACCCCCGGAACACAUCGUCAGAGGGGAAGACAAGGGAGGAGGGGGGGCUCGGGGGGACAGGGAGGACGGGGUCAGGGGUCAGAGUGGAGGUUCAUGACCUGUUGGUGGACAUCAAGGCUGAAAAGGUGGAAGCCACAGAGGUGAAGCUGGAUGACCUGGACCUGUCUCCAGAGCCGCUGGGCGUGACAGUGGGUGUGGCCGGGGGUGUUGUCUCUGAGGACAGGGGCGGGGGCGUUGGUCCAGGUGGACUCCCUAUUGGACAACGUUUACUGUGCUGCUGUAGAGAAGCUAAGCAGCAGCGCCGCCAGUGGUGUACUGGUCCCCAACGCAACUGUCGCCGUCGCGCCCGACAACCACAACACUGGUCCCCUCAUGAAGAGCCCCUGGUCCUGCCAAGUCCUGGUUCUAACCCUGAUCCAGACCCGGAGUCCCCUUUCCCCCCGGGCCACAGCCAUGACCUGGGCCUGCUGGACCACAUGACUGGCAGCUCUGAGCUGGGGACCAUCGGCAUGGUCGGCACGGUCACUCCUGGUGGUCCGAUCAGCAGCAUCCUGGAGGAGGAGAGAUUUAAGCUCCAGACCACCCUGGGUGACGUCACCUCCAUGCCCAGGGAAGAGGCCUGCUCUAAGGGGUCAGAGUUCACAGAGACCGGGGCUGGAGCUAGGGUUGAAGGGUCUGGGUUGUCGGAGGGGGGCGAGCCCUUGGCUGGUGGGAAAGGUAGUGGGACAGAUGCAGUCAAUAACACCUCAGACACUGAGAGGUCAGACGAAGGAAAGGAGGUUAAGAAGAUUCAGACCACUGCUACUACACAGUCCCUCCAUAGUCGUACAGCAGCCCAGUUAGAGCGUGCCCUGCGUGUGGACCUGGGCUUCAGAGGGAUGCCCAUGACAGAGGAGCAGCGCCGCCAGUUCAGCCCUGGCCCUCGCACCACCAUGUUCCGUAUCCCAGAGUUCAAGUGGUCGGCCAUGCACCAGCGCCUCCUCACCGACCUGCUGUUGGCCCUGGAGACAGACGUCCACAUCUGGAGGAGCCAUUCAACCAAAUCCGUCAUGGAUUUUGUCAACAGCAAUGAGAACAUCAUCUUUGUCCACAACACCAUCCACCUCCUCUCUCAGAUGGUAGACAACAUCAUCAUCGCCUGUGGAGGGAUCCUUCCUCUACUCUCUGCUGCCACCUCUCCUUCUGCUGAGUUGGAGAACAUCGAGGCGACCCAGGGCAUGUCUUCAGAGACGGCAGUGUCCUUCCUGUCCCGUCUGAUGGCCAUGGUGGACGUUCUGGUGUUCGCCAGCUCACUCAACUUCUCUGAGAUAGAGGCUGAGAAGAACAUGUCCUCUGGAGGCCUGAUGAGACAGUGUCUACGACUGGUGUGUUGUGUAGCAGUGAGGAACUGUCUGGAUGUUAGACAGAGACAGAGGGACAGAGGGACCAACAGUAAAAGCCAGGACAACCUGUAUGGUGCAGCAUCUGCCAACAAGGACCCUGACAGACUUCUACAGGACGUCGAUAUCAAUCGUCUGAGAGCUGUCGUGUUCCGGGAUGUGGAUGACAGCAAGCAGGCCCAGUUCUUGGCACUAGCGGUGGUCUACUUUAUCUCUGUCCUCAUGGUGUCAAAGUACAGGGACAUCCUGGAACCACAGAGAGAGACCAACAGGAUGAUCAGCCAAUCAGCAUACAGCAUUCGCCACGAGAUCAACUCAUCUACCAGUACAAAGACCCCCCUGGCGUACUCUGACCAAAGUAAGGAGCCCCCCACCCCUGUAGAGGAGCUCCACAUAGAGAGAGGCUGUCUGCCACACACUGACUCUGGCAUUGGAGAGGAACAGAUGGCCAGUGUGUUAAACGGGGCAGACUUGGACACUUCAGGACCCGGGCAAGCUGACGCCAUGUCCUCCCUGCUCGGCAGCCUCUCCUCUGGGGAGAAGCAUAGCCAAGAGUCCCUCUUGGAGCCGCCUGGCCUGGAGGUCCUAAGGACCACCUCCUCCAUCUCCUCCAUCAGCCACUCAAACAUCAAUGUACGAAGAAUCCUGAAGAGCCUAGUGGCUGGGCCUGUAGAGGGGGUGGAACCUGGACCAGAGCCCCUCCCCUACCCAGAUCUUGCCGUACAGAGAGAGACCCAUUCCCCCAUGCUGCCCAUGCAGUUCCACUCCUUUGACAGGAGUGUGGUGGUCCCAGUGAAGAAGCCUCCACCAGGCAGUCUGGCUGUGAACACGGUUGGACACGCAUCCUCCAGCAGCCUGGCAACAGGCUCCACCCCCAACAUCUUUGUUGCAGCCUCCAACACCCCCAAGAGCAUGAUCAACACCACCGGAGCUACAGACUCGGCCUCCUCUUCCUCCACCUCCUCCUCAUCCUUCGUCAACGGGGCCACCAGUAAGAACCUGCCCGCUGUCCAGCCGGUGGCGCCCAUGCCUGAAGACACAGUGGAAAACAUGAGUAUCACUACUAAGUUGGAGCGUGCGCUGGAGAAGGUGGCCCCCCUGCUCAGGGAGAUCUUUGUGGACUUUGCACCGUUCCUCUCUAGGACCCUGUUGGGAAGCCAUGGUCAGGAGCUGCUCAUAGAAGGUUUGGUGUGUAUGAAGUCCAGCACCUCCGUAGUAGAACUAGUCAUGCUGCUCUGCUCUCAGGAGUGGCAGAACUCGAUCCAGAAAAAUGCCGGCCUCGCCUUCAUCGAGCUCAUCAACGAGGGAAGAUUGCUGUGUCAUGCUAUGAAGGACCACAUCGUGCGUGUUGCCAACGAGGCAGAGUUCAUCCUCAACAGACAGAGAGCAGAAGACGUCCAUAAACACGCUGAGUUUGAGUCUAACUGUGCCCAGUACACUGCUGAUCGGAGGGAGGAGGAGAAGAUGUGUGAUCACCUGAUCAGCGCUGCCAAGCACAGAGACCAUGUGACUGCCAACCAGCUUAAACAGAAGAUACUCAACAUCCUCACCAAUAAGCAUGGAGCCUGGGGCAGCCUGGCACAGAGUCAGCUGAAUGACUUCUGGCGUCUGGAUUACUGGGAGGACGACUUACGGAGGAGGCGGAGAUUCGUACGGAACCCCUUUGGCUCCACCCACCUGGACAUCCCCUGCAAGAUGCUUAACGACUAUGGCAGCAAGGAGGAUGAGUUGGUCAAGUCGAAGAAGGGGUUCCACAGCCAGACAGUAGCCAAUCAGAGUCCAGAGACGGACCUGAUGUUGGAUGGAGACGAUGACACUGCCAGUCUGCUGCAGGAGAAAGAGAUGGACAACCUGGCUGGCCCAGUGGUCCUCAGCACCCCGGCCCAGCUCGUGGCCCCGGUAAUAGUGGCACGAGGGACGCUCUCCAUCACGACGACCGAGAUAUAUUUCGAAGUGGACGAGGAUGACCCCUCCUUCAAACUACUUGACUCCACGGUCCUGGCAUACUCAGAGGGUCUGCAUGGUAAAUGGAUGUUCAGUGAGAUCAGAGCGGUCUUCUCCAGGCGAUUCCUGCUCCAGAACACUGGCCUGGAGGUCUUCAUGGCCAACAGGACGUCAGUGAUGUUUAACUUCCCAGACCAAGCCACAGUGAAGAAGGUGGUCUACAGUCUACCCAGGGUCGGAGUAGGAACCAGCUAUGGCCUACCACAAGCCAGGCGUAUCUCCAUGGCGACGCCCCGGCAGCUCUUCAAGUCAUCCAACAUGACCCAGCGCUGGCAGAGGAGGGAGAUCUCCAACUUCGAGUACCUCAUGUUCCUCAACACCAUCGCAGGGAGGACCUACAAUGAUCUGAACCAGUACGCCGUGUUUCCCUGGGUUCUCACCAACUACGAGUCCGAAGAGCUGGACCUCACCCUGCCGGGCAACUUCAGAGAUCUCUCCAAGCCAAUUGGAGCAUUGAACCCGAAGCGUGCAGUGUUCUAUGCAGAGCGCUACGAGACAUGGGAAGAGGACCAGACCCCCCCAUAUCACUACAACACCCACUACUCCACCGCUAACUCCACCCUGCUCUGGCUGCUCAGGAUAGAGCCUUUCACCACGUUCUUCCUGAAAGCUAACAACAACAAGUUUGACCAUCCAGACCGGACCUUCUCAGCCAUCACCCGCUCCUGGAGGCACUGCCAGAGAGACACCUCAGACGUCAGGGAGUUGAUUCCAGAGUUCUACUACCUGCCGGAGAUGUUUGGUAAUAGUAAUGGUUACCACCUGGGCCAGAGGGAGGACGGCAAGAUGGUGUGUGAUGUAGAGCUGCCUCCCUGGGCCAACAAGCCUGAGGACUUUGUCAGGAUCAACCGGAUGGCGCUGGAAAGUGAGUUUGUGUCGUGUCAGCUGCAUCAGUGGGUUGACCUUAUUUUCGGCUACAAGCAGCGCGGGCCUGAGGCGGUGCGCGCCCUCAAUGUCUUUCACCACCUGACCUACGAGGGUUCCGUCAGCCUGGACAGCAUCACUGACCCCGCCCUCAGAGAGGCGAUGGAGAAGCAGAUUCUGAUUGUUGGACAGACUCCGUCUCAGUUGCUCAUCGAGCCACAUCCUCCUCGCAGCUCGGCCAUGCACCUGUGUUUCCUUCCCCAGAGUCCUCUGAUGUUCAAGGACCAGAUGCAGCAGGAUGUGAUCAUGGUGUUGAAGUUCCCCUCCAACUCCCCGGUGACACAUGUAGCAGCCAACACCCUGCCACACCUCUCUGUCCCUGCCGCUGUCACCGUCACCUGCAGCCGACUGUUCGCUGUCAACCGCUGGCACAACACUGUCGGUUUGAGAGGAGCGCCAGGUUACUCCCUGGAACAGGCCCACCACCUGCCCAUAGAGAUGGACCCUCUGAUUGCCAACAACUCUGGGAGUAACAAGCGUCAGAUCACAGACCUGGUGGAUCAGAGCAUCCAGAUCAACACACACUGCUUCGUGGUUACCGCCGACAACCGCUACAUCCUGGUCUGUGGCUUCUGGGACAAGAGUUUCAGAGUCUACUCCACCGAGACAGGUAAGCUGACCCAGAUAGUGUUUGGCCACUGGGACGUGGUGACGUGUCUGGCCAGGUCAGAGAGCUACAUCGGGGGAGACUGCUACAUCGUGUCAGGGUCCAGAGACGCUACUCUGCUACUGUGGUACUGGAGCGGACGACACCACAUCAUAGGAGACAACCCCAACAACAGUGACUACCCGGCACCGCGAGCUGUGCUGACCGGCCAUGACCAUGAGGUGGUGUGUGUGUCUGUGUGUGCCGAGCUGGGACUGGUCAUCAGCGGAGCCAAAGAGGGUCCGUGUCUGGUCCACACUAUAACAGGGGACCUGCUACGGGCCCUGGAGGGCCCAGAUAACUGCCUGUGUCCCCGCCUCAUAUCAGUGUCCAGCGAGGGCCACUGUAUUAUCUGCUACGAGAGAGGACGUUUCUGUAACUUCAGCAUCAAUGGAAAACUACUGGCUCAGAUGGAGGUCAACGACUCAACACGGGCCAUUAUGCUGAGUAGUGAUGGUCAGAACCUGGUGACAGGUGGAGACAACGGGGUGGUGGAGGUGUGGCAGGCCUGUGACUUCAAACAACUCUACAUCUACCCAGGCUGUGAUGCUGGUGUCCGCGCAAUGGACCUCUCUCACGACCAGAGGACUCUCAUCACUGGCAUGGCAUCCGGCAGCAUUGUGGCGUUCAACAUCGACUUCAACCGGUGGCACUACGAGCACCAGAACAGAUACUGAGGGUUACAGAGACGCAGUACAACAUGGCCGCAGGUUUGGAGGACACCUGGACACUACUGUUAACCAACUACACAGGUUAGCUGCUGUUAACUACCUAUACAAGUUAGCUAAUUACGGUAUAAGAGUUAACUAAUGCUAACUAACCUCACAGGUCAACUACAAGUUAACAACAGGUUAACUAACUAACCAUAAACUGUAGGAAUACAGUGAGGUCCGCAAUUAUUGACACCCUUGAUGAAGAUGAACAAUAAUGACUGUAUAAAAUAAAUAAUUCUGAAACUGAGCUAUAUUAUAUGCUCCCAAAAAUGUGAGAAUUAUAUUAUUUUAUGUUAAUAGAAUUGCUUAGAGAAAUAAAUGUUGUUUAACAAGUUUUAAAAAACUAUUCUCAAAAAGGUAGGAGUGAAAAUUAGAGCUCCCUGAAGAUUCUUAUAAAUAAAGUUGUCAAAAGUGUAGUAUUUGGUCCCAUAUCCCUAGCACUACAUCAAGCUUAGGAUCCUACAAACUUGUUGGAUGCAUUUUCAGUUUGUUUAGGUUGUGUUUCUGAUUAUAGAAUGGUAGAAAUGAAUGGUAAAUAAUGUAUUCUGUCAUUUUGGAGUCACUUUUACUGUAAAUAAGAAUAUGAUACGUUUCUAAACAUUUCGUAAUUCAUGUGGAUGCUAUCAUGAUUACAGAUAAUCCUGAGUGAAUAAUGAUGAGUGGGAAAGUUACAGAGGGUCAAAAUCAUACCCCCAAGACAUGCUAACCUCUCACCAUUACCAAUAACACGGGAGUUUAGAAUGUCUUGGGGGUAUGAUCUUUGACCUGUGAUAAUCUGAAGUACCCAAAAGGGCCACUAGAUGUUGUGUGAUAGAUUACAUAAAAUCCUUAAAAGAAACCAAAAUGCUGGUAGUUUAUUGGUAAACUUUAAACAUUUUCAGUAAUACCCUCCCUUUGCAACCUAUAUUUAAAAAUAUAUAUAUUACUUGUUAAACAAAAUAUCCCGUUCUCUGAGCAAUUGAAUUAGUGUAAAAUAAGACUUUUUAGAAAUUACACAAUAUGGCUCAGUAUUUGAAUUAUUUCUUUUAUACAGUAAUUUUUGCUCAUAUUUAUCAAGGGUGUCAAUCAUUUCAGACCCCACUGUAGAUACUAAGGCCUAGAAAAAGACAGGUUAAAAUAUAGGUCAACUGAUGAUCUUAGAAGAAGAGGUCAGUUAUAGUGCUACAGUGACAGUUUCUUUCAACACUGAUUUUAAAACAUGAUUUUAUUCAACUGGUCAUAUUUAAAACUGUGAAAAAUACAAUAAACAAACCUACGGUUAAUAACGUUUAUACAACAUUUGUAUGUCAAAUACAUAUCAAACUUGGGACACUUUUCUAGGAAAAAAGGAAAAAACUGUUGUAUAUAGGGAUGAUGGAAAGAGUUUAUUUCCAGAAAAGAUUUGAAAAGAACAAGACGUCUCCAUUUAGUCUCCCUUUUGACAGUUGAACCAUAAUUCUCUGUUCCAAACCGUGACCUGACUCCCUCACAUCGUAUCUUAGGGUGCGUCCAAAAUGGUACCCUGCUCCCUUUUAUAGUGCGCAACAUUUGAUCAGGACUCAUAGGGCUCUGGUCAAAAGAAAGUCACUAUAAAGGGAUUAGCGUGCCAUUUGGGACGUAGAUUAGUUGGUUUGUAAUAAUGACUGAUAGUUGGUCUCCCAUCACAGUAGUCUAUUGAUGUAGGUGUCAAAAACAACAAAUUGUUCUAUGUUAAUUUGAUAAUGUGUUUACAUGUCUGUAAGGGCAAUUUCAGAACUCUACGUACUGUGUGAAAUGUGUCCAUUGUAAUUGUAAUUUGUUUCUUAAUCACGUUUCACAUUAUUAGCAGGAAAUAACAAUCCUUGUAAUGAUUUCCAUCCCAUUUGUUGUUCGGUAACAAUUUGAUUUAUAUUUCAACAAAGGCAAGGAUUUAAAAUGACUUUUAUCUACUUUUAAAAUGACUACCACAGGCUAGUCAGGUUUAGCACUGAAUUCUUUAGUCGUCGUGGUUUGUAUUUCCAGCUAAUGGAUUGAUAAGGAAGGCAGUGCAAGACAUCAGUUGUAGAAACUCUGGAUGAUAACUAUGGCAACUCAAUAUGAAAACUAUCAAUACCAUGAGUUUAUUAAAGCCUGCAAUCCAGACCUGUUUUGUACUACCAUUCCACUCAUUGUACUCUGUGUCAUAUGCCAAACAUCACAUGAUAUUUGGCAUGGCAAGUAGUGGAAAGGAAUGUAAUGUUAGUGCAAACAGACUGAUACCCAGGCUAAAUGAAAGGUUGGGGCAUGUAGCUAACCUAACCAAGAAAAGGCUAUAGUCAUUCCAAAAAUGAUUCUUAACUAUUUUGAAUAAACAGAAAAUAUUACAACAAUGUUAAAUAUACCACAUGUGAGUUGACAGUAAGAUGAAAAGGAACAAACUAAAUGAUAUUAUGCAAAGAGUUUGGAUUUGCAGUGUAAUGGUACAGACAGCAGCCUAGCUAAACCAGGGGCUCUACAUGCAGAGACCCACAGUGGCUGUAGUAUGGAAAAUCCAUCUUACUUUACUGGUUUGAUUCAUAAUAACCAUCCAUAUGAAUUUGACAUUCUGGGUUCAUUUAGAAUAUUUGACAAAUAUUUGUGUAAGGAGGAUUUAGCUAAAUAAAUGCAUUUUAUUUGUGUUGACAUUAGCACUGCAAUUUGAUGUCGUUUUUUUAAACAACAUUUCUUAUUGCUUUCAAUUUUUUGUUUUGAUUUGUAUGUAAUAUAUUUUGUUGAUAUAAGUAUAUCAUAUGAUUUUACAAGUUAUUUGUAUUUAUCUAUUGUUUUUUGCGUAUGUUGCAUUUUCUGAGGUAUUUUCCUUGUGUUUGUUGGAAGCAGUUUUACAUUAAGCUCUGCCAAUAUAUACAGAUUGAUCAACUGUGCAAUAUAAAAUUGGUUUCCUUUUUGUUGUAUUUCUAAUAAAAAUGAAUAAAGCAA